Messenger RNA from Effrenium voratum, 2265 nucleotides. The record is from the annotation of a GenBank genome assembly. Lineage: Eukaryota; Dinophyceae; Suessiales; Symbiodiniaceae.
AUGGUUGCCAAGGGUGCUGGCCUGGUGAACGGGGAGAACUGGGCCGCGCGCUGCGAGCCGGUCAAGGAGAGGCAGCCGCCGAACCAUGAGACGCAGCCCAGAAGCUGCCCCAUCAGCCACAUCCGCGAGCGCGCGGAGGGGGACCACCAGCUUUCACGGGUCCGCGGCGGCUUGAUGCCCAUGAGCUAUCCGGUGAACCCCGAGCGCGAGUGCAAGACCGUUGGAAUGGGACGGACAGAGGAGCCGAUGUUCCGAACGCGCAGCCAGCUUUUGGAGACGAGGAAGGAGCUGAUGAAACGGGACAACGAGGACCUCAGGGCCAUGGGCGAUGUGUACUACGUGCCCCUGUCCAUCCGCAACGGAGAGCAAGACGUGGUGGAGCAUAACUUCAGGGAGGCCAAGGGCGACCCGCAGACUCUCACGAAGCUCAAGGACCAGCGAAGAAAGGACAAGAUUGAGUACGACAUGAACCACUUCAGCUUCCCGCGAGCUUUCCCUCGCGCGUAUCCAAAGUUCUCAGAUCAUCCAGACAUACCUUUCUGGGUGUCGGAUCAAGACAGCGCUCGGGUGGGCUCGAGUGCGCCACGGGCAAUGCCGAGGACGGCGAGCGAGCCCACCUUCAAAGUCACGGAGGUGCCCUACGGAGAAGAGCCCAGCCAAAGCUACGAGACCCUCCCAGACUCGGCGAAGCAUCUGGCAGCCGGCAAGCUGACGAACAAGCAGGUGGCGAUCGGCAGCAAGACGGUGAAGCGCUGGUCCACCGACAUGCUGGAGAGGGGUCAGGCGCGGAACCAGCCGCGGCUUUUCGACAACAUCCAGGCCGUUCGGAUUGGUCCGAAAGACCUGGAGCACCUGGACUUGACGUCCUCCCUGGAGCCGGUGCGCAACGCCGCGCUGCGGCGCCAGGCCGAGGAGCGGAAGCGGAUGGCUUCAAUGCCGAAGCGCAGCCGGCUCUACGCGGAUCCGAACGAGGAGCCACCACAGAUGUCUUCACAAGGUGGUCGCGGUGGGUCCUUCAUGGAGUCCUCCGACGGCUCCCCGCCCCGCCUGGACCGAACCGUCAAGAGCAAGGAGACCCGCCCAUGUCUGCGACCUCUGCCGCCACGAGGAGUUGCCGGUCCGGCGGCCCGAGCCGGUGAAGCCGCCGAUCCUGCUGGACGCGCCGAAGGAGCCCAGGCCCGAAACGAGACGACCUUUGGCACCAUCAACAUGACCAGACCGCUGCAGGCGGGUCCGACCGGGGUCCGCAGCGGCGGCUUCCAGAACUUGGACAGCUCGUUUGCCGGCCCCAGCUUUCAGAGCUCGAGGAUGAGGUUGGCUUGCUCGACGUGUGGCGGGCAUCGCGCUGCCGCGUUUGGGCUCGCAGCCACAACUCUUGAGACCGGGCUGAAGAAAAGCGGAGCCAUGCGCAGCUCGCGACUCUUGUGCCUUUGCCCGGCCCACAGCACCACCGUGUCUGGCUUGGCCUUGGGCGCCUACCUGAGCCUGAACCUGUCAGGACUCCUGGGCUUUCUGUCACCACGCGCACAGGCUGCGACUGCCGCAACUGUGGUGCUCGGAGGUGCUGCGCCAGCUCUGGCCCAGCAGAGCCUGGAGGAGACCUUGAACGACGCGCAGCUGGCAUGCAGCGGGGAGAUCCAAAAGCGAACGGAUCGAUCCAGUGGCCAGAACUCCGGGCUGUUCCUUGGGCUCUCCAUCGUGGUGACCAUCGGCCUGCUGCUGGUGCCGCGAGGGCCUGGCCGGUAUUUGGUGGUCUACGAGACCCAGGGCUUCGUCCACCAGAAGCGGACGGCGACGCGCCAUCUCCGGGGCCAGAGGAACGUCGUGCCGCCGCCGGUGAAGUUCUGGGACCAGGCCAAUCCUCAUGAAGGGUCCUCCUUCCGCGACGAGCUGGGCAUGAAGGAGGCGCUGCAGAAGAUGCUGGAGGAGCUGCCGCGUCUGGUGUACCCCGGGCAGCCUUUGCAGCUCUGCCGCUGCGGAGAAACGCCCCGCGAGAUGGUCCGGCUCUACACAGAGGCCUGCUCGGAGGUGGACCUAGAUGAGGCCUGGUGCAAGGUCUUGUGGGUGGUGCAGCACAUCACCACACACCACCUGCGGGACAUGGCCCAGAACCAGUUCAGUGGACUUGCUGCUCGCUGGUUCGCGGACUUUCUGGAGGAGACUUUGAGGUACUCUGUGAACACUGGCGCCUAUGGUUUCGGAAGAGACGACGUUGUGCAACUUGGGCGACUCGCUCAGGAGGCAUGUCGUUCUUUCCACUCCUGA